AUGACCUGGGACAGUACAACUCAUAAAUACAUAACAGUUGCCAAGCAUCUGAAUUUUGAUCAUGUGACCACGAGGAUGCUGCGACAGUUGUAAAUUGAAACCAGGUGAUAAGUCACUUUUUUUAGUGCCAUUAUAACUUGACUAAUGGAACGUUUGUAAGCCAAGGGCCCUCUGUAGUAUAUUCCACCUCGUAGUGUGUAGAUUCCGAAAUAAAUGCUAGGUGUCCUCCCCCCCACAAUCUUUUUUUCCCUAGAAGACACCCUUAUAUCUUGGAGCAAUCAGACGUCGUACAUGAGCAUUUGCUUACGGGACCAGGAUUAUCGCUUGGACUGCCCAGUAGACCAGCUGUCUAUGGAAGAGCUUAAAAAGAAGUUUGUCGAGGUCCUUGGAGUGGUGAAGGAAAUGCACUGGGUCAUCCAAGAACUGAAAAAGAAGCCGUUUGAUUUCUCCACGUCAGAUCCUUCGGGAAACGAGAAGCAGAAAUCUUUAGACACAAGCGAGCUUCUUGAACGGACGGAGGAAAGCCAGACUCUGCUGGGGGCUUCCGACGAGGAGGCGAGUGCGCCCAGCUGCGACGGUCCAGAGACUCUGAGUGAGGUGGGAGUUGAUUGGCCCGGCGGCCUGUUUUUUAAGGGUUCUCGCUGAUGGCAGGUGGGGACGGGGGGUUGGUAGGAAGCUCUGAAGUUCUAGUGAACUUCUCGAAUGGUCCUUCAAAAAUAGGUUGGGUUUGAAGCUUCGUCCUCUUUGGUGGCAUGAAGAUAAGUUCCUCCCCUUCUCUGCCCACCACUU
Thamnophis sirtalis is the source of this 789-nucleotide messenger RNA. Lineage: Eukaryota; Metazoa; Chordata; Lepidosauria; Squamata; Natricidae. The record is from RefSeq and is a predicted model, not a curated record.